AGCGCAACCUACUUUGUAACAUGAAGCCAACAUAAGGGCGCUGCUUUGAUUAUCGAUUAAGAAACGCUUUUUUCUGUCGUGACUCACCUUGACCGGGUACUGCUCUUCCAGUUAUUGCCGCAGUAAAGUAAAUGGCGCCUUUAGUUCAUAUGCAAAAAGGAGGGCGACAAGGGUUAACAGCGGGAUGUCCUUCACGGAGCGCCAGGCGUGCCCCUGUACAUUGUUCAACCAGGCGCGCACUAAAGGUCGCCGCAGUCAACUCCGGUGGACCCAACCAUCGCGUCCCAUUCAACACAAAUGUCAAUGCCCCGCCCCGCAUCCAGCUACCAGGCUUCCUGCAGCCUGCUUCCUCCUCUUCCCAACAUCAUCAACCUCACCAUAACCAGCAGCAGCAGCACCGACCCGACCUCAACAUGACUCCGCCCAUGGAGGGCGCAUUCAAGGCCACCGGCCGCACAGUCGUCAUCACGGGGGGCUCUCAGGGCGUGGGUCGCGCCGCCGCGCUGCUGUUCGCUCGCAAGGGCUACAAUGUGGUGGUGGCGGCGCGCGAGGCGGCCCGGCUGGCCUACGUGGCGGACGACUGCGCGGCGGCGGCGGGGCGGGCGGGGGCGGCGCUGGCGGUGCCCACGGACGUGACGCAGGAGCGGCAGGUGCAGGCGCUGGUGAACUCGGUGCUGUCCAAGUUCGAGCGGGUGGAUGCGGUGGUGCAGUGCGCGGGGGUGUUUGGGCGGGGGGCGGUGGAGGACACGCCGGCGAUGGAGGCCCGGCGGCUGAUGGAGGUCAACUACUUGGGGCCCUACCUGGUGACGCAGGCCUUCCUUCCAGUCUUGCUCAAGGCAGGCGCCCGAGCCAUGGGCACCAGCAGCAGCAGCAGCAGUGCUGGUGUGGGCGGCGGCGGUGUGGGUCUGCCGGGUAUCGGUGGCCUCCUGGGGGGUGGAGAGCGGCCCUCGCUGGUGUUUCUGACGGGCUUCAGCGGCCGGGUGCCCACCAAGCACAUGGGGGCGUUCAGUGCGAGCAAGGCGGCGCUGGAGUCCCUGGCCGCCUCCCUGCGCACGGAGGUGGAGGGGCAGGGGGUGCAUGUGGGGGUGGUGCAGCCGGGGCUGGUGCGAUCCAACCUGAUGGAGCGGGCCGCCUUCUACGGACGUAACAGCGAGGAGGACAGGCGCUCCUUCCGCCAGAUGCUGCGCACCCUGCCCAUGGCUCAGAGCCCGGGUGAGGUUGCGGAGGCCAUCUGGGGCUGUGUGGCCUCGCGCAGCCCCGAGGUGGCGGUGGGACUGCCCUUCGCAGCGGCGGCGCAGGCGUACCGACUGACGGGGAUCAACCCCUCCGCCACACCCUUCACGUGAGGCAGCGGCGGAGAAGCG
Molecule: messenger RNA, 1364 nt
Organism: Astrephomene gubernaculifera
Lineage: Eukaryota; Viridiplantae; Chlorophyta; Chlorophyceae; Chlamydomonadales; Astrephomenaceae
Source: the annotation of a GenBank genome assembly